This is a messenger RNA of Helianthus annuus (common sunflower), 1251 nucleotides long. RefSeq lists its product as uncharacterized. The transcript is spliced from 3 exons. Lineage: Eukaryota; Viridiplantae; Streptophyta; Magnoliopsida; Asterales; Asteraceae. The record is from RefSeq and is a predicted model, not a curated record. The coding region runs from base 1 to 1251 and encodes 416 amino acids. Gene Ontology annotation, molecular function: nucleic acid binding; RNA-DNA hybrid ribonuclease activity. Gene Ontology annotation, biological process: DNA integration.
AUGGACAACAGAACCGGAGAACGCUUUCCAACAAAUGAAGGAAUGUCUGAUCCAGUUACCAACCUUAACAGCACCACGAAAGGAGGAACCAUUAGUCCUAUACCUAUCCGCAGCAGAAGUAGCAGUCGGCGCGAUGGCGCCUCAGACGAUGAUAGUGCAGGCGCAGGUCUUCGCCUGGUUAGCCCCGGCAACCACGAGCUCACAUACGCAAUACGCCUGGAUUUCAAAAGUACCAACAAUGAGGUGGAAUAUGAAGCAUUUCUUGCGGGCCUCCGUCUGGCACUCAAGAUGGUAGCAAAGAACCUCGAAGCGCAUGUCGAUUCCAACUUAGUAGCAGAACAAGUCAACAGCCAUUACGAUGCUAAAGGCGAAGCCAUGGCUCUAUAUUUGGAACAAGCAAGAAUCCUUAUCAACCAGUUUCAAACCUUCAAGAUAGUCCACAUCAACAGAAGUGAAAAUAAACACGCGAACGCGCUAAGCAAACUCGCUGCUACAAGCUUCAGACACCUCGCGAAAGAAGUUCGCAUCGAGGUAUUAUCUAACCCAUCUGUUCCCUUAAGACAAGUGAACAUCAUAGAGGUCGGGAAUCCAUCUUGGAUGUCGCCAAUCAUUACAUACUUGCAACAUGGGAUCCUUCCAGAAGAAAAGGCGGAAGCCAGGAAAAUUCAACACAAAGCAUUAAACUACGAAAUGGCGGACGGUAUCUUAUACCGCAAAUCAUUCAUGGGUCCACUUUUACGAUGCGUAGAUAAGACUGAUGCACAAUAUUUAGUCAGUGAAAUUCAUGAGGGGUUAUGCGGAAUCCAUGCAGGCCCGCGCAUGGUGGUUGCAAAGAUUAUCAAUACAGGCUAUUAUUGGCCAGUUACUUCAGCCUGGCCUUUUCAGCAAUGGAGCAUCGACCUCGUCGGCCCUUUCCCCGAUGCGCCCGGCGCAAUCAAGUUCAUAGUAGUAGCAGUAGACUACUUUACCAAAUGGGUAGAAGCGAAGGCUCUCGCAUCGACUACAGCCAUGGCGAUUCGCAAAUUCAUCUGGGAGCACAUUAUUUGCCGAUUUGGGUUACCAUUACGCAUCAUCUCUAAUAACAGUACAAACUUCACAUCAGAGGACUUACAAAACUGGUUCAAAGAGAUGAACAUUGAACACAGUUUCGCCUCUAUGGCGCACCUACAAGCGAAUGGGAAAGUUGAGAGUGUGAAUAAACAAAUAGUGGAUGGCAUCAAGGCAAGGCUAGGGACCGCACGUAGGGGGUAG